Molecule: messenger RNA, 709 nt
Organism: Raphanus sativus (radish)
Lineage: Eukaryota; Viridiplantae; Streptophyta; Magnoliopsida; Brassicales; Brassicaceae
Product: la-related protein 1A-like
Exons: 5
Coding region: 75-542 (155 amino acids)
Molecular function (GO): RNA binding
Source: RefSeq, a predicted model, not a curated record
UUCUUUUGUUUUUGAUCAAUCCCAAAUUUGUUCAGAGGUUCUUCUUAAUUACUUCUCUAAACUUCUUAGUAACGAUGAAUAUGAGAACUAACACAGCUCAAAAUCGAUAUGAUCAUUCCACCUCUGACCAAAUAAAUUGGCCAACGGUGGGGCAAGUGCAACCUCAGCUGCCUCCACCACUGAUAACUUCUUUCCAACCGUCGUGGUUUCCUCCUCCACAGUAUUCUUUCAUGUCUGUUGUUGAUUUAUCGGAUAUUCCGAAUCUGAGGAGGUUGGCAUUAAGGUCUGAUUUAUCGUCAAGAAUUGUCAGCCAGAUUGAAUAUUAUUUCAGCGAUGAAAAUCUGGUGAGAGAUGACUACUUGAAAUCUCUCAUGGACAAUCAAGGAUGGGUUGAUGUUUUCUUCAUUGCAGAGUUUAGACGAAUCAGAGGCAUGACCGAUGAUAUCGACUUGAUAUUGCGUUCAAUGGGAUCAUCAACAACCGUCGAAGUCCAGGUUUUCAGACUAAGGAAACGUCAUGGAUGGGAACGGUGGAUACUUUGAGGAGACUCGAGAUACCAUUAGCGAUGAUGGAAAACGGAUUAAAGAUUAACAAAAGUAUUUUAGUUUUUUACAGCGCCGAUGUAAUCUCCAUAUACUAAAGCACAAGUCACCUAAUGAAUCAAAAUAUGACAUGUGGCAUUGAUUUAAAAUUUAAAGAAAAAAAUAAA